GAUGGAAUUCGUGGCCAUAGGGAGAAAGAAGUCCCAGUUCAUUCGUAAACUGCCCAUUAAUCGAAUUUAUCGUUUUGUUCCUUGUAAGCAAGCGAGGAUAUAAUCAGUGCAUGGAGUCAUGUUGGGUGUGGAAUGUUCAUCAACACCCUUUGCCUAGCAGUGCUUCUACUUUCUUUCCAUGUUGUUUCGCCCCAUCUUAUGCUCCGUUUGUAGAUAGAGAUAGAGGUUAGGUAUCUAUUGUGUUUAGCCUUGUUUUCCGUACAGAGCGGACUGUGUAAUGUUCGGGCUGUGCAAAACAUUCGUCAUCAUAGUGCAAGUAUUCAAAACAUUAAGGAAGGUGAAGUGCAGUGGUGCAGUUUUGAAAUGGCACUGAACUUUACAUUCGCUAUGUCUCAUACGUGUCUUUUGAUAUGUUGGGGUGGUUAAUUUUCGAGAAAUCUACUUGUAUGUGGUAGUAGUGCUGCGAGGAAGAUAUAUAUUUUCAACGAGUAAUUGUUUGUUAUUUUGCUUAUCCUUCACACUCAAGCUUCUAAGCUUAUUUUCCGAGAUUUCAAGGGCUAUGUCAGGGCUGAUGUCUGAAACUAGCGUGUCUCAUGAGGGUAAUGUGGCUUAGGUCCAACUUUCUCGCUCGCCGACAGAAUUAUCAAUUUGACAAUAUCGGGCUAUUCAUUGGCACAACACUAGAAUAGACCCAGGGUUAUACCAAUUCUACGAGGAUUAUUCAAGGGGAAUGUGUACACGAAAAACCGGUAUAAUCAAUACGCCUUUUUUGUUCUGGAUAAACCUGAUUGCAAACUGCUCGUGAAUUUAGGUAUAUUUGUGGUGGUUUGAGAUGGUUGUAAAAGUUGGCGCAACGGCUGUAUUAGAAUUGUUUCUCAUUAGGAAAUUGAACAGCAUACUGUCCGCUAUAUGUUAAGACUAAUUAAUCAUUCCUAUGUACAUAGAAAUGGGCGAUUAUUCGUCUUAGCAUGGAAGGAGAAUCGGAAGCUUUUUCUAGUGUGAAUGACCUUUUUGUCACAAAUUGUACCGAACAGCACUGUUGGGAGAUGGCUUACACUCUGAUUACAAAUUUGUUUUUUUUUCUUUCAGCUUUCCACAAUUUUUUUCCUGCACGAUUUUGGGGGGAGGUCAAAUAUUAAUUUCGCUUCUCUGCUGAGAUGAGAAAAAGCGUUUGGAUUACCUGUUUGAAUAUUCAUGGCCAAGUUUAAAUAUUCAACUACAAAAAAAAGUGCUGGCUAUCUCGCUGGCUGACUAGCUUUGCUGCUUCGGAGGGAGUCCAAUGGGGGAAUCCAAUCUUCGAUCACUGUAGAGUAGUAGAGUGAAAGUGGUCUGAAAACGAUCCGUGGUAACUCGAAUUAAUUGCUACAAUGAGCGAAGAGAUCAACAAACUAAUUGAACUAUUGUUUUCGUGAAAAUCUGCACAAUUUGCAUGUGUUGUUCAGGUGUCAGUCUGUCCAUGAUAAAAUGGCAAACCAAAUUUAACAAAAAAAAAAAAUUACGACAGCAAUCAAAAUGGUGCACAUCUCAAAAAGUGAUGUCAACUUGAACUUGCUGUAAAAACACUCUAUUAAAACAUUUAUUGCAAAUUUUAUAUUCUUUGAGAUACAUCAACAACAAACCGGUGGGUGUCUUCGUAGCCACAUUGGUUGCGCGUCCAUCGAUUCAUCCAUUGGAAUAACAUUUCGUCAAGCACUGCAUUGAUUGUUUAGGAGCUUUCUAUCAAAAAAACAAAGUUUGAUCAAAAUACGAUAUUCCUCUUUUUCCAUUUCCCAUACGAAUGCUCAGAUAGUGACACUUAAACAACUGUAGUUUGUGAACAAAUAAACGAGAUGUCAUGAAAAUUCACACAUAAGCUAGGAAAGACAAUUCCUGCUGCGAGAAUUACGUGAAAAUAUUUUAGAGAAAAAUGUCAAUUUUUAAUUUUUGCUUUGCUGCAUAUUAUGCACAUUAGAGUGCCAAUGAAUGUAUGGGGAAAAAGUGACGUUCGAAUUUUCGAAAGGGACUGUUUUUAAUUACCGCGAAAAAUUACCCUAUAUAAAAUUUCAGCUCAUUCGGACUUUAUUCACUAGUGUCGCAUAUAGAGAUGUCUACAUUUUUCGUUUAUUCGAUUAUCGAUUAAUCGUGGGGCAAUUUUCAAAUAUUCGGUUCAUUCGAAUAACUGUCUUUCAAUAUUCGAUUUCUAUUCUAAAUUACCUGUUCUUAAAAAUGUUGUUGAAAUAGCAUAUUGGUUUGAAAAUUCCUGCUUGGUUCCUAUAACUACUAUAAAAGAAAUAUAUUUAUAGAAUCAUUGACCACUAAUAGGGUAUAUUUUGCUUGACACUCUGAAUUUGAAUACAACCACUUUAGAGGGAGCUUAGACCACCUCUUUGAAUUCCGUCUUUACUCCUGCAGACGCUGAAUUCUUCUUCCCAGUCUCCUCCACCAUCAGGGAACUGUUUUUAUACUUCAGUCGUAAAUGGUUUGGCAUAUUCGAUGAAUUACGACAAAACACCAUGAUAAUUGUACAAGUUUUACACUUUAUUUAAAAAAAAAAUAGUUUCCUUUUUCAUUAAUCGCGAUUACUUGAUAAUUAUUUGAUGUAUUCAUUUUUUUAUUUUUCAUUAUUCGAUACAAAAUUACUCGAUUAAAAUUGCAGAUAUUCGAUUAUUUGAAUUAAUCGAACGAUUAACCGACGUCUCUAGUCGCAUAGUCGUCAAAGUUUAAAUCUUUUGAAACCCGUACAAUCAACCAAGGGAUAUUAUCAAAAAUCGAAUUUCGGAGUUAAGAUGAUGAAAAAAGGAAGACUCAAACUUCAGCGUCUUUGCGACAAUAGUAAAUAAAGUCCGAUUGAGCUGAAAUGUUGUAUAGUAUAUUUUUUCUAGGUAAUCAACAUUUUUCAAGAAUUUCUAUUCGUAAAUUUGAGAUGACCAUUUCAAUUGGCCCUCUAAUGUACAUCUUUAAUCAUGAGUUUUUUUUUAAAGAAUUAAGAUGUUCGACAUAAUCAAUUAAAGCCAAUUAGUGCAAUACUACAGUUGCAGAAAAUUUGAAUUAUGUUUUCGUUAUUAUUGAUUGUAUUUGUUUUUUAUAGUUUUCAUGGUCUCGGGAUCGAAGGCGCUAUUUUUUUAAAUAUUUUUUCUGGAAAGCUGAGGAUUUUUCACAUAACAUAUCUCGAAACCAGGGAGGCGUUUUGUUUCGUUUUUAAGUUAUGAUUUUUUAAAGUUAACCGAUGGCCCGAUAAAUCUUUUUUUUUUGUCAUUUUUUCCACCACAAAAAAUCACAACUUUUGAUCUACUGGACCGAUUCAGAUGAUCGACAUAUCAAAUUAAAGCCAAUGAGCUAGUCUUGUUUGAAAAAAAAAAUAUUACACUUUGAAUAAACAUGGAUUUUGUUUUUAUAAUUAAUGAUUAUAUUUGUUUUUUCCGAAUACCAGAGAGGUCGUUUUUAAGUUAUGAUUUUUCAAAGUUAACAUGUUUUCAGUUUUCGUUCAAUAUUUCUAUGCGACUAGACUGUAAUAAUUGGCAAGUGUGUUAUUCCAGUCUAGUCGAAUUGGUUCACAAGUUAUCAUUUUUGGAAAAAAGGGAAAAAAGUCGAUAUUUCGGAUCACUCUAAAAUGAAAAUGGGCACCCUAACAAAAAAAUAAAAAAAUACGGGUCUAAUAGUUUGCGAUAAUGAACGAAACUACCACUUUUUAUGAAAAUCUGAGAACCACUAUAUCGGUUUGACAUGGAAUGGCUGUGUAUAUAAGAUCGGCAUUUCAGUUUCAGGGCUCUAGACAGCGAGCAAUCAAUAGCACAUGUGAAUGCUUAGAAUUAAUUUGACAGUCUACUCAAAUUGCUUCGUGAAAUGCAUUGCUAUGCAUUGCGUGCAUUGCUAUCAAAUAUUUGUAUCAAAGAGUUUUAUCAUUAAGUUUCUUUAAUGUUCGUUCUUGUCGGCAAUAAUUUCGUAGUUCUAUGUUAGCAAUGCGGUCGCGUCUUGGUCAUCAUCCUUCUUCAUUUUUUUUGCGGCGACGCCAUGACUAACACGUGUUUGUGGCCCCUAUAAAAAAAUUAUAGGAGGUUGUGUCCAAGACACGACCGCAUUGUUGACGUAGAACUACGCUGUGGUUUAAUUCAAGUCGCUUGUUUAUAACUGCGGAUAUUACUUUAUAAUGCAACGAAAAUUUUGAAAUAACCAUUCUACCAGUUUGGUCGCUCUGAAAUGUUUUUUUUAAUUGUAGAAUCAUUUGAUGAUAAUUGUUUGAUGAUUCAUUCUUGUGCUCGCAGAACAAUACUUUGCUCGAGAUAAGCGUAGUUGUCAUCCUUAGUGGAGAUUGUUUUGCUACUGGCAAGCGAAACCAAAUCACAUACAAAAUUCCAGAACGGCAUUUACUUUCUUGGUGACUAAAUAAACGAAAUAAACUCUAUCUGUUAAUCUCAACAACCUUGAAAAGAGUAGCACUGCUUCAUUAUGAUCAAGAUUAGCACAAAUGCAAUCCUAGUUGAAAGCAUUUUUGCGACUGGCACGCGAGCCCAAAUAAAUUAAUAACUUAAUAUAACUUAUUGAAUAAUAUGUUAUUCCCCAAAAAAAAAAUUUUGGUGCACAACCUUAACACCUGCUUCACCAUAGCGUCAGUUCAAUGCAUUGAUGACAGAAAACAAACAAUGUUAACUGCUUGGAAAAAGGCUGAAUAUUUGCCUCAGCAGAGAUUCAUUACUAAUACCCUAGCGUAAAUAUUUCCCUCCCAUAGCAAAAAAAUAUGCGUUUGUUGCAUCGUUACAGGGCCAAUGCACACGGGAGCAAAUGGGGUUUCAGCGUAGCGAAGAUGAACUAUUUUUACGUAUGGGUUAUGAAGUACGCACGUACGCACACAAAUAUCCAUACAUCGAUGGGUUGAAGCAACUAAAUAUACACACACUUAUCUCCGUUCUGCGCUCUGCUCAACAGAAGCCCUUUCUGUUAAUAUUGCCAGUCUACAUAAGCUUAGCUAUCAUCCUUUGUGGAGAGAGUUUUCCUACCGUCAUGCGAAACCAAAUCACUGACAAAAUUCCAGAACAUUUAUUUUCUUGGUGAGCUGACGAUAGCCUAGCUUGAUGAUUCCCCACACAAUUGUGUAGCUCAGAACUUUAAUGCAAUGGCGUCAGUUUGAUGCAAUGAUUGCAAUGCUAGAGACAUCAGCGAGUGAGUAAUUUGGUCGCGUCCACAGCUCAAUCCGAAACGAAGACAUGUGAUGACGCAAAACAAGGAAAAACAAGCGGUUGUCAUUGCUUUGAAUACAGAACGAUACUGAAAGUUUGCCUUCCUUCCUUGCUUGAGACUUUAAACUUCUUCAGUUCAUUCGUCUCUAACGUUCAAAAAGGCCCUUGAAAGCUUUACUUUAUCCAUCAUAUUACUCCUCCACCCCCUUUGCCUUGAGAAAGGCAUUCGGUCCCUCGCCGUCCAGCUCGCUCAGCAACGAUGUUGUUCAGUCGAUUUCCUCACGAAGAAUGAAAGUUUGCCUCAGUGAGAUCCACUGUUUAUACUCUAGGCAAAUAUUCCCCUUCGUUCUUCUUGUUAUCCUUUGUUCGCUUCACAUCUUACGAUUUUCCCUUCGUUGCUCGUCGAUAAGUUGCUCGUUCUUGACAGCUCUGUUCGGGAAAGCACACAAAUGGACCAAACAAAUGUAUGAGGAAAUGGGAAUGCUUCCAAUUUUCAUCAAUUUAAACCAUAUACAGACUAUGGAAUUGUAAUGUAGCAUAUCAAACAAAUCUCAGAGAAUUUCCGAUUCGUUUGGUAUAAAAUUGUCAAAAUCCGUUCGCGGCAAAAAUAGUUAUUAACGUUAAUUUUAUUUCAUAAAAACGUGACCUGUUUUAUGAUUUGGCACCCUUAAUGAAAGACGUAGUUCUACGUCUAAAGGUUGAGUACCGCUGCUCUAGAUGGUCUAAAAAAUUCUGAACAAUCAGUCCGAAUUGUACCAAUGUCUCCAAACGUCCCGGUUUGGGGCGGGUGAUUGUUGCACUCUUUCCAUCAAUACUCGUAUCGACUGUUCAGGUCAGCUAUUUAAUGUACGUAGAGUCUUUAUAACCUGUGAUACGCUCGUAGAUAAGAGUAAACGAUUCUCACCGAUUCCAGGGUGUGUUCUUUCAGACACCGUUAUAGUCGGAUUAAAUUAUCCGUGUUCGAAAAUUCGCAUGCUAGAGUCGAUUGUUCAAAUCAUGCAAUGAACACCGGUCAUUCUUCGGGGUUUUCGAUGUAUAUAUGUAAAUCCUUUCAGGUUAAGAAUUACCUAAACAUGUUUUUCGCCAAAGAAAUUAAUUCCGAAUUGCACAGAUACAUGUGUAUUAGGGCGGCAGCGAAAAUGGUUAUGUCAAAUUUCAAGAACCGACAUUUUACGAAAAUCUCCCAAGGAGUAAAGCAAAUUUAGAAAAUCGAAUUUUUAUUUCGAUGCCAAAUGACUUAGAAAUGCAUAAAACGUCGAGAUCUGGUGUUAUAUCGAAAAAAAAUUUUGGCCGAAAAUCGACUUUUUGGGACUUAGCCUGAGUGGCCAAAAAAUCAAAACUUUGAGUGCUUUAAGGCACCCCUAAAUCAUGUCCGAUUUAGUUGAAAUUUUGCACAGAUCAUUUUUUUUUUGGCCAAUAAACAAAAUGUACAUGGUCGGUUCUUCAAAUUCGAUAAUUAUUUUUUCCAUACCUUCAUUGCCUCUCAGGCUAAGUCCCAAAAAGUCGAUUUUCUAUUUUCAAAAUUUCGAUUUUUUCGAGAUAACACCAGAUCUCGACGUAUCAUGCAUUUUUAAGUGAUCUGGCAUUGAUAAAAAAUCGAUUUUCCAAAUUUCCUUCACUCCCCCCUUGGAAGAUUUUCGAGGAUUAAAAAAUCAAAACUUUGAACGUUUUGAGGCACCCCCAAAUCAUGUCCGAUUGAGCUGAAACUAUGCGAAGAUAAUUUUUUGGGCCAAUAAACAAAAUGUACAUGGUCGGUUUUUGAAAUUCGAUGAUGGAAUUUUUUCCAACAUCCAUUGCCACCCUAAUGCGUAUCCUGUUAUUUGAUGUUAAUUGGAAUAGAAAUUUCAUCUCGAAAAGAAAAGUAUUCCUCGAGACGGCGAAGUUCCUCUAGUGCAUCGAUGGAAGACGGAAUGCAUUUUACCUCUACAGUGCAAUAAAUGAUAGCCGAAAAUGUCUGUCGCAGAAAUUGUAUUCCGCGAAGGCAACGCGUAUGUCUAACUAUAUUAUUGAUCGUCCAACUAGUAUGCAUAUCUAUUUUUAACUACGGUUCUAUGGGGAAUAUUGUAUAUUUCUCUGAACUUUGAGUGGAUAAUUUUGGUUGCUAUCGUGUCAGUGUCAUUAUUGUUACCAAACGGUAGUAGCCAUGGUGCGCCGGGAGAAGCGUAAAUGAUGAGCUGCAGUCCCCAACCGGUGUUUGAAACGUGGUCAUUCACAGUGAUUACACAUGCUUGCUUCUUCAUGUUUGCACAAACGUUAAGCAAUCCUACGCCACCGGCUCUGCUAGCGUAAUUAUUAGAUAUAUGUGACAGAGGAAGAGAUGGCUUCGUCAUCAGCAGAGGAUACGAACCAGCUCCAGGACUGGGAAUACAUCAAACAAGGGAUUGCACUCUGGCUCAACAAUCAGCCGAAAGCCGCCGAAGAGUGCUUCAAAAAUCGGCAGUCCAGUAUACACAUUGUGGCGGGUCAUACUUUCAUCGCUUUUAUGAAUGCCGUCAUUUCGUGGGAAACAGAAAAGAUGAAUGAAGCACAAAAUAUGCUGCGAGAGUUGGAGAAAAUGUGCGCCGGUGACAUUGGAUGGCUGAAGAGUAUGCGAACGAAGCUGUUUGGAGCGGAUGAACCGCGGAAAUCGCUCGCCGAUGCAUUGGAAGAGCAGAUAAUUUUGGCAGAUACUCAACUUUGUCUAGCGAUUCUGGUGUCCUUGAGCCAAGAUAUUGGCGGUUUCGUCAAGGGUGGAUGGCUUUUGCGGAAAGCGUGGAAGGUGUACCAGCAUACAUACAGUCAGAUUUAUCAGAUGUACAAUAAGACGAUGUCUUGCGAUGGUCGUCUGCAGGCGCCGUUGAGACAUAAUCUUCAGAACGCAACAUUGGACCUGGGAACACCAUCUUCGGUUGAUUGGACAGUGCCCAACUCUUCGCUUCAAUCGCCGGAUGUUAUUGAUUAUAGAAGCAUUCGGCUCGAUGUUUGCCACUCGUCUACAGAUGAUCUGAAACGAGAUAUGUGCAAAUCACGCACACUUUUCUUUGCUCAAGCAUCGGUAUGUUCGGAAAAGAACGAAGGCUCAACUAUUGAUCGAAGCGAGAUGCCGAAUGUUGAAGAAAACAGCAGCACUAGUACCUCAACCGGUAGUUGUGGUAGUGUUAAAAAAAGCCUUACAACAAAUUUUGAAGGAAUUGACUUAACAAUGUGUUCCAGCGACAGUGCCUCGAUUGCUUCCAGCAAUGAUCCUAUUAUGGAACGAAAUACGACGGAAACGGCUUUGGUUGGAGCCAAUACGAAACGAGAUCAGCUAAAGUUGGAUAUUGAGGGAUUUAACAAGAAACUACACUCUCGUAAUGGCUGGAAGGAGUUAAAAUCAAGAAUUCCCCCAGAACCAUCAAGUCAGGAUGUAACCUGCGGCACUAAUGAGGAGAGCAAAAUAAGCCCGGAGGAUAUAAGCCGACUAAUGGGAGCGGUCAGUUUUGGUUAUGGUGUCUUCCAGCUCAGUAUUUCGCUCUUACCUCCAAGUUUGCUGAAACUCAUUAGUUUCUUGGGAUUCGAAGGAGAUCGCAAAAUGGGGAUUGCCUGCCUGAUGCAUUCGAAAGCUAGCACUGAUAUGAGAGCACCACUUUCAACGCUGGCACUGCUUUGGUAUUUCACAAUUGUCACACCGUUUUUUGCAGUGGAUGGUUCGAACUUAAAUUUCGAGAUUCACUCCGCGCAGGAGUUGAUAGACGAAACAAGCGAGCAAUUUUCAAAAUCGUCACUGUUUUUGUUUUUCAGAGGACGCGUUGAAAGAUUGAAGUCCAACAUCAAGGAAGCUAUUCAGGCCUAUGAGAUCGCAUAUCGAUCCUCAGUUCAGCGAGAGAUUAGAUUGCUUUGUUUGCAUGAGAUUGGAUGGUGUCGACUUAUUCAACUGGAUUAUGGGACAGCCAUGAACAAUUUCAAAGAAUUGCGGCGCUGCAGUCAGUUCUCCAAAAGCUUUUACGCGUACUUGACGGUGAUCUGCCAGGGCUCCCAUGGAUAUUUCAGCGAGCUAAUAAAGUGGCGCCUAGAAAUAGCGGAUCUCGUUGGCAGAUCAAGUCAGAAAGAGAGUCAAAUCGAGAAGUAUAUUUUCCGAAGGUGCCUGAAACUACCAAGAACAGAUACUGAAAAGGAAAAGUAUAACUGUAUCUACUGGAAACUGUUGGCUUAUGAGAUGCUUUUCAUGUGGAAUGCGUUGAACAGCUGCAGCGAAGCUACAUUAACCACUAUUAUAGAGGACUGCAAUGUACCACCGGAUGAACUGAUUGAACCAUCUGUCGGCUUGAGUUACUUGAUUCUGGGAGCUUGUUUGGUAUGCUUGAAGCGGUUCGACGAAGCCAUUGAUUCAUAUCGGAAAUGUAUCGCGAUGCGAGAAGACGAGCUUCAGCAGGAUGUUCACAUUUCUGCUUUUGCAAACUACGAACUAGCAAUGUUGCUACUGAAACAGCAACGAACCGAAGCAACAUCGGAAGCAAAACAACUGCUUCUUCAGGUUCAACAAAGCUACCGGAAUUUCGAUUUCGAUAACCGAAUUAACGUCCGAAUCCAUUCGAUGAUGAAAAAAUUGAACUGAGAUCAGAUAAUUAUACUGUACUUUUCAUUCGCUGGAAGAAUGAUUUUUGAGACGUUUCUGUUUUUUAUAUCACGAGUAGAAAAUUGUGGUACGUUUUUGAUCGAAAUGCUAUCAAAAACAUAAAAGCUGGAGAACAAUUAAAAACUCUUUGUGGGUUUUUAUUUAAAUCCAUUACUUUAUUUGAUUAUGAUCAAUACUAGAAUCUUCUCGAAAAACAGUUUAAAUGAGUUUAGUAUGAAUAACGUUCUCAAAAUACAAAAGAAAACUAAUGACAGUCGGAAGAGCCCUACGCAAUGCUUUAUUUUUACAUUUUUGUAGCUGAAAUUUUUACUAGUGUAAAAGCACAAACUUAAAUUAAGUCCUUUUUUCUAUUAGGAAAUAUCGUAUAAGAGUAUACAUUUAAUACUGUAUUAAUAGGUUCCCCUAAAAUUCCAUGUGAAGUACAAUGUUAGUCUACGAUUAAAACUCAUUCAUAUAAUUCAAAUGCAAUUAGUACGAACACAUGCGCUUGAUUUUUUUUCGAAGAAGUAUUCAACACGACCAUGCUCGGAUAUAAUGCAAAUGCUUUGUAUUGAAUAUACUUCUUACACGAUAAACUAAAUAAAUUCAUCGGAAAAAGAAGAUUCUCACCUUUGAAAAAACUUAAGCAAUUUUUCAGCAAAUAAAAUAACGAAAGCCUACUGUAUAUAAAUAGCCACAGCAGCAGGUAAAGAGUUAACAUAUAUUGGUAGGACUAGUUGAUAAGAAAACACAAUUCCUUCAGCAGUUAUAUAUCGAGCUUGCAUCCGUGUGUACAUAGACAGAGACAAUAUUGUUGUAGUUAGUUUGUGCGUGAAUUUUAUUAUACGUCGUUAAUAAGAACAAUAACAACUGUCGGUUUGGUUACAAGAUCGAAAGCCCGAAAACCCGGAUUGUUGGCUUGUUAACUAAUAUUUAAUAAAUUCGAACUGCUUUAUCAACAUAAUCAAGAGAACGGAAAUAAAUAAUACAGCACACACAGUUUGAUUAGUAAAUCUUUUUGCGAUUCAGUUUGGAUGGCUCGCAGUUCCAUUUUUUACAAUUUUUCUUUAUGUAUCUUUAAACGUUGAAAUGUUAAAUCAAGAGAGAUGAAGCUCGCCGUAUGCUUUCAAAUUGAUAUAUCUUGUUCUGUAUUUAUUGUAAUUCAAAAAUACAAUGUUGGUUUUGGGAUUUCAAACCUUUCAAAUGAAAAUUUGAACUUUGAGCUCGAUACGGAACUUCUGCACAGGCUGCGUUCAAUCUCAUCGGCUGCUUUUUCUCAGUGUCUGGCCAUUGAAGUAGCAUUUUCCCACUCUUCUUAUUGAAUGACUGGACAUUUCGAUUUGGCGGACAGUCCGAACAGUUUGGUUGGUUAAUCUCUUGAUCAAUGAUGUUUACUUCGUUCUCGCGAUACCACUGUUGCGCAUCUUUAUUUAUUAAUUCCUCCUCCGUCUUCGCCACGAAAUUGUUGGAGUAGACCCUUCGCUUCAGAUUUGCCCUGAAAUUGUCAAUGGACCGCAGCUGGGGGACGUUCGGAGGGUUGGCGGUCUCCUAAACAACAUCUAUCUUCAAGCGGUUAAUCUCCUACGGCGCCUUACUCACGUGAUGGGCAGAGGCCAGGUUCGGCCAAAACACCACAUUCUCUUUUUGAUGAAGGAGGCAACUUCCGACAGGCACCUUCUACUGUAAAUCUCCCUGUUCACCGCAAGUCCCGAACGAAAGAAAGGCUGCCUUGAUAUCCUCUUUUCGCUGAUAGUUAGCCACACAAGGGUAGGGAGCUUGGGAGCUUGGUAUGGGGACUUUACUUCACGUAAUUUACCUUCUUCGUGGGGGACGUAAAGCAGCAGUCGUUGCCAUCCGGCGUUAAAAUAAGUCUCGUUGACCAUGGCGUCCACUUCACCGGAGAAAAAUCAUUCUCCAUCACUUUCAAUCUUUGUUUCUGGGUCCUAGAUUGUCGUUCCGACAUGGCUGGUGUAAGCGUGCGGCGAAGCAGCAAACUCGGUUGCGCGAAGGAAUCAACCGUAAUGAAUCUGGCUUGCACGUUAUCGAUUUGAAGUAGAGUGUUGAGUGAAAUUAUUCAAGAAUAAACUGAAUAAACCGCCUCCGCACUUGUUCCCAACGGAACGCGUAACGAACGGAAGUGUAUCAGAAAUAUUCCUUAUUAAUAAAUUGAACUAACUGCCUUCGCACUUAUUCCAUACGGAACGCGUAACGAACGGGACUUAGACAAUCUAUCGAUUUUAUCCCUUCGACAAGUUGAUUCAACUGCCUCCGCACUUAUUCCAUACGGAAUGCGUGACGAACAGAAGUUGAACAGUUUGCCGACGUCUACUACUCGGGAGGAUCAACGAGAACAAGAUCUUCACGAACUCCGCGCGCAAAUUAUACAAUUAUUGCAACGGACGUUGGAAGUCUGGAUGCUGCUGAUCUCUCGUUAGCAGACUGAAGACUGUGAUAUAUUUCAAGGACCAACACUUGGUCUUAGUUUCGCUUAAAACUACUUAUGGCUGCGGAAGGCAGCCUCAAACUACUUCCUUUAUUCAGAUAUGGUCGAGUUUUUAUACAAGAUUUUUGCUGACAUGAUAUAUCUUAAAUCUAGGUCAAAUAUCGGGAAUGAAGGAGAAAAUUCUAUUCUCAUAUAGUAAAGUUCUAUGCGUCACUCGGUCAAGAAUUCAGAGCGUAUAUCGAAUGAAUGAUCCUUUGUUUUAGUUCCAGCCACAGCCGGCCGUUGGUUUUAUGAUCGAUCGCGCGUUCGCUUAUUUUAUGGUUUGUUUUGGUUCUAUGUUAAGCGGGCGCCCCGUGACCUUCUAAACUAUAAAUGCUAUAGCUGAGCCAAACACAUGCUCGCUUCAAGCGAUAAAACCUAAACGCUAACUGUUCCAGAAGCUAUAAAGUGGCAAUGAAUGAAAAUAGUGAAUGACGCGUGAUUCUAAUCUUGACCUUGAUUUUCUACUACUCUCAUUGGAAUAACAAAUUCUGUCGAUUUCUUACAGCUGGUCUUGACUUACAUUCCCGCACGAUGAUAUUUUACCACUAUCUGGCUCGUUGCUCUGAUCCGCAACGAUGUAGCCACAUUUCCCUCCGUUUUCUGCUUUAGCUUCAGCCGCAAUUCACGAGCUCGUAGCACCGUCGGACGGCCGUAACCAGGCUUCCGUUCAAUGAUCUUAUUCUGCUCCAGAAGUGUAAGGUUAUUAUACAUACCGGCAUGGGUGUACCCGGCGGACUCAAAGUACUUGACGAGGUCCUCUUUCUUCGCAACGAGAUGAAAGUCCCAGUACUAGGGAUACCAUCCGGUCGGAGUUGAAAAUCAGGACACCUGUCACAGUUGCGAUUAUGACCAAGCCAUUGUGAUUCUUUUGGAUAUCUAAAUAAAUAAGAAUGGAAGGCCAAAUGUGUUGGUAAACGCAAAACCCGAAGAAGGGAUGGCUCGAUUUGAGCCGUCUUUAUUUUGUUGUAUUCGUCUCUUUGCGUAGAUCAAUAUAGCGGAGAGAAAAAUUGAAAAAAAAUUUGGAAAGCUCCUAAGGAAGGUCGGAAAAUUGAAUUCGCAUAUGUUCUACAACUAUAUCAUGAUAAGCGUUGUUAAUCCAUUUGAUGUUUGCGCUAACGAAAAUGGAAGCCCAAAUGUGUUGGUAAGCGCAAAACUCGAAGAAGGGAUGCUCCGAUAUGAGUGGUCUUUAUUUUGUUGUAUACCCAUACCUCGCUAUACGGCCGCUCUCUAUACGGCAUUUCGCUAUAACGGCUAUCUUCAAUUCAGGCACGUUUUCGAUUUACGGCCUAAAAUGUCUCGUUAUAACGGCAAAAAAAAAAUUAGGAUUGGUUCAAAAAUCAUUUUUGUACGGUAGUGAAAAAAAUA
Molecule: messenger RNA, 13576 nt
Organism: Toxorhynchites rutilus septentrionalis
Lineage: Eukaryota; Metazoa; Arthropoda; Insecta; Diptera; Culicidae
Product: tetratricopeptide repeat protein 39C-like
Exons: 8
Coding region: 7471-9726 (751 amino acids)
Biological process (GO): cilium assembly
Molecular function (GO): protein binding
Source: RefSeq, a predicted model, not a curated record